Acytostelium subglobosum LB1 is the source of this 621-nucleotide messenger RNA. RefSeq lists its product as hypothetical. The record is from RefSeq and is a predicted model, not a curated record. The coding region runs from base 1 to 621 and encodes 206 amino acids. NCBI's taxonomy places the organism in Eukaryota, Evosea, Eumycetozoa, Acytosteliales, Acytosteliaceae. The transcript has a single exon. Gene Ontology annotation, molecular function: cysteine-type peptidase activity. Gene Ontology annotation, biological process: proteolysis.
AUGGAUUCUCUCAAACCAAUCCCAACGUCACUGGCACCUCAAGUGUUGGAGUUUGUCAAGCAAUACUACGACAGCGACAUCGCCUCACAACAGCUGUACAAUGAGUUAAAGAAGGUGUUCAAGGGCCACAGCGAAAGACAGAAUUGGAUGGACGCUAUCUUUAAUGAGGUCAAAGGCAUGAAGAAGGGCAGCGGGCGCAAGGAUGGUGGAUUGUAUGACUAUGAGAUCGAACAGCUGAUGCAGCCGUACGCAAAGGAUGGGUUUGAAGGAGUGAUCGCUUCUGACCAACUGAAUGAGUUGAAUCCAAAGCAGCGAAUGUCAUUUAUUAUGAACUUGGACAACAGCCACCAACCUGGCAGUCACUGGGUCGCUUGUAACAUUGAUGCUAAGGGUGACAAAGCGAUUGAGUACUAUGACUCGUUUGGUGAUGACCCGAGCACUGACUUUAUGAGGAGGAUGAAACAGUUGGUGGAAGAGAUCGACCCAGACGUGUAUUUGAAGUUUAAAGUCAACAGAGUGAUCGACCAGGCUGUCAACACCGACACCUGUGGCUACCAUGCCAUGCGCUUCCUGUUGAAUCGUUAUCGCGGGGUUCCAUUCAAAGGCGACUGGCUACAGUGA